UGGGCCGGCCAGCGCUGACCCACAGCAAGGCCCCCCAGGUACACCUCCCCCCCAUGCCCUUCCGCAACCCCCAGCGCCACAUCUCCCUCUCCAAGGCCCCCCCUGCUGCCGCCGCAGUCAACAGGCCUGGAGGUGGAGGUGGAGGUGGAGGUGUAGGCAGUACCACCCCGGAGCGUAGCCCCGCCACUCCACCUCAGCCCCCUCUAGUGGUGACUGAGAGAAAGACAUCGCCUCAGACCCAGCAGCAGCAGCAGACGUCUCCUCAGCAGCAGCAACAGCAACAGCAGCAGCAGCAUCAGCACACCACACACACCUCUAAAAACACACUCACCACCAGGAACCACCUGCCAUUCACCGCCAAGCAACACACCUCCUCACAGCCCCAUGUGCAUGCUAACAAGUGGGGGAAGACCAAGGCGGACGUGGGUGUGGAGGCGUCUCAGAGAGCUGGACGUGUUGGAUUCACGGUGGUGGAGCCACCAGUAGAGGACAUUGUCAAGGUGACACCUCCACGACAACAACAACACCUCUCCCCAGAGACGCAUCCUCCACAUCCACAGCCACGCACCCACCCAAAGCCUCAGCACCGACCCCCAGCUCUGCUGCUGUCCCCAGGUGGAGGGGGUGGGGUUGGGGUUGGGGUUGGUGUGCGCGCCUGGACCCCUGCCCAGCACCAGCACCAGCAGACGGCAGCCCUCACAGCCCUCUCCUUCUCCUUCUCCGAGUCCGAGUCCGAGUCUGAGUACUCAGCCGAUGGGCCCCUGGAGCCCGGGGAUGACGAUAGUGACAGUGAUGGUUACGGUGAACCAGAACGGCAACCUCCAGUGUUCUCCUUCACGACCCCCUCCCGACGGGUACACAGACCCUCCUCAUUCGGACCUGGUGGUGUUGGUGCUGGUGCUGGUGCUGGUACCAGUGCCGGUGCUGUUGCCGGUACCACCACGCAGGGUAGGUUCACCACCCCACCACGCAUGGGUGGUAUCAGCCUGAUAGGUCGGCGAGACCAGGCGCAGACUCAGGAUCUGGGUCUGGGCGUGGGCAUGGGGCUGGGGACCACGGCGUCCAGAGCGGAACCGGAGGAGCUGGAAGAGCUGGACCUGGUUCUGCCGCCUCUAGGCUGCGAGGACGAGCCCUGCUACCCGGGAGUGCCGUGCUUCAGCAGACCCGGAGGGGGGUACCGGUGCGGACGCUGCCCCGUCAACUACAUCGGGGAUGGCACCUCCUGCAGAGCUGUGUGCAGGCACCCGUGUGGCAGGAACAUGCAGUGUGCCGCCCCCAAUACCUGCAGAUGCAAAAAGGGAUUCACAGGACCUAACUGCCUAACAGCGAUCUGCAGUCCAGGAUGCAGUAAUGGAGGCACCUGUGUAGCUCCUGGUGUUUGUGCUUGUGUCAAGGGCUACCAUGGAGAGACAUGCGAGAAAGCUCUGUGCAGUCUUCCCUGUCAGCAUGGAGGCACGUGUGUGGGUCGGGACAGCUGUUCCUGUCGCUAUGGUUUCGUGGGGCCCCAGUGCCAGACCAUGGUGUGUAACCGCCACUGUCAUAACGGGGGAGAGUGUGUGUCGCCUGACGAGUGCCUCUGCAUGCCUGGAUGGACAGGACCCUCCUGUGAGACCGCUCUGUGUGACCCGGUGUGCCUGAAUGGCGGUACCUGUCUACGGCCAAACACCUGCAGCUGCCCUCACGGCUUCUAUGGCAACCAAUGCCAGAAUGCCGUGUGCAACCCUCCCUGCAAGAACGGCGGCCGCUGCAUCCGCAACAACGUCUGCACCUGUCUGGAGGGAUACACUGGAAACCGCUGCGAGAGGAGUGUGUGUGAGCCGGGCUGUAUGAAUGGUGGGAGGUGCGUUGGUCCAGAUGUGUGUGACUGUCCGUCUGGUUGGAGGGGAAGACGCUGCGACAAACCCAAGUGUCUGCAGAGGUGUCUAAAUGGGGGAGAAUGCGUGGGCCCCAACACGUGUCUAUGCAGCGCAGGAUGGCAGGGCACGCUAUGCCAAGUCCCUAUCUGUGAACAGAAGUGUCUCUACGGAAGCCGCUGCGUUCGGCCCAAUUACUGCGCCUGCCGAUACGGCUAUGAGGGAACCGCCUGCGCAAGAAAGCUACCGUUUGUCCGAGGAGGCUGAAGGCCUAUAAAAACACCACUCACUGUGCGGAAGAAAAGGAAGAUGAGAGCAACUCCCCCCAUACAGCCCAGGGGCCUAUUAAUACU
Molecule: messenger RNA, 2206 nt
Organism: Engraulis encrasicolus (European anchovy)
Lineage: Eukaryota; Metazoa; Chordata; Actinopteri; Clupeiformes; Engraulidae
Product: sushi, nidogen and EGF-like domain-containing protein 1
Exons: 11
Coding region: 54-2120 (688 amino acids)
Source: RefSeq, a predicted model, not a curated record